AUUGGUACACUCAUGAGCAGUGGGAACUGACGGUGAAUUUCGGAACGCAGCCUUUGAACGUUGAUUCUAAGACUUUUGGGAGACCUGGGGUUUGGGGGUUGGCAAUCAUUGGCAAUAACAAUAAUGGCGGUUGCCACUUCGCGUGUGGAAGAACUGGUUAAUUAUUUCAAAUCGCAUAACAAAAUUCGAGAACAGCAGAGCCAUUCGGCAAAGGUGCAUAGCGUAGGAUGGAGUUGUGACGGCAAAUAUCUGGCCUCAGGUUCUUUCGACAAAUCCGUUUGCAUAUUUUCGCUGUGCCCGGAUCGUUUGAAACAGGAAACGACUUUUAGAGGACAUGGCGGUAGCGUCGACCAGUUGUGCUGGCAUGCUUUCUGUCCAGAAUUACUGUCCACGGCGAGCGGAGAUAAAACAGUUCGCAUCUGGGAUACAAGAACACAAAAGUGCACGGCGAACAUUGGCACUAGAGGAGAGAACAUCAACAUAUCAUGGUCGCCGGAUGGUAACACGAUCGCCGUAGGGAAUAAAGAGGAUCUGGUCACGUUCAUCGACGCCCGGGUAAUGAAGAUACGCGCGGAAGAGCAAUUCAACUUCGAAGUGAAUGAAAUUUCGUGGAACAAGGACUCGGAUACAUUCUAUCUGACGAAUGGUCAGGGCUGCGUGCACAUACUCAGCUAUCCGGAGCUAGAGCUAUUGCACGUGAUCAAAGCGCAUCCUGGCACAUGUAUCUGCAUCGAGUUCGACCCGACCGGUCAGUACUUCGCCACUGGAUCCGCGGACGCGCUGGUCUCCUUGUGGGAUGCUGACGAAUUGUGUUGUUUGAGGACGUUCUCGCGACUGGAGUGGCCAGUCAGGACCAUCUCCUUCUCGUACGACGGGCAGCUUCUAGCGGCGGCUUCCGAGGACUUGGUCAUAGACAUUGGCGAAGUACAGACCGGCGAGAAGAUCGCCGACGUUCCAGUAGAGGCGGCAACGUUCACCGUCGCGUGGCAUCCGAAACAGUAUCUGUUGGCUUACGCAUGUGACGAUAAAGACUCUUACGACCGGAAACGUGACGCCGGUAGUUUAAAAGUAUUCGGUUUCGCAAAUGACUGAAUCGUCUUCGUUUUAAGUUCACCUUGUUGUCGUAAAAUAUUGUCUUAUUUUAUAAAUAUAAAUAAAAAUAGUAUUUUAUAAAUAAAGCGCGACAUAAAAUUAAA
Messenger RNA from Solenopsis invicta (red fire ant), 1196 nucleotides. It is a transcript of the gene tex, whose product is annotated as THO complex subunit 3. NCBI's taxonomy places the organism in Eukaryota, Metazoa, Arthropoda, Insecta, Hymenoptera, Formicidae. Gene Ontology annotation, molecular function: protein binding. The coding region runs from base 124 to 1092 and encodes 322 amino acids. Gene Ontology annotation, biological process: mRNA export from nucleus. The record is from RefSeq and is a predicted model, not a curated record. Gene Ontology annotation, cellular component: THO complex part of transcription export complex. The transcript is spliced from 2 exons.